Brugia pahangi is the source of this 2241-nucleotide messenger RNA. NCBI's taxonomy places the organism in Eukaryota, Metazoa, Nematoda, Chromadorea, Rhabditida, Onchocercidae. The record is from the annotation of a GenBank genome assembly.
AUGAGAGUCUAUACGAAGAAUUUGUUAUUUGCGACUUCCGUAGUGGUCACACUUCGUUUGUUAUAUAUGAUUGGAAACCGACCAUGGAUGCGAAUAAAUCAGUGUGAGAUGACUUAUAUGUAUCGUGUUAUGAACUUCAUGCGCAUUAAUAUUGGUCUCACAAAAUUGAAGCAUGAUCAAACCGAAGAUAUUAAAUAUCUGUUUUCGAAUGAUUUUAGUGGUUACUCGACGAUUUUAUAUGGUGAAGGGGAAUAUGCUCGCAAUUACAUGAGAACCAGACAGGUUAGUGGAAUUCCUAUCAUUUUUGUUCCUGGCAGUGCUGGUUCUUCCAAGCAAGUUCGUUCUCUAGGGUCAAUACUCCACAAUAAGACCGAGAGUAGGAAUUUACCGUUCACAUUCGAUGUCUUUGCCAUUGAUUUUAACGAGGAGUUGUCAGGUCUGUCUGGUAUGUAUUUGGAACGGCAAAUCAAAUAUCUCGAUUUGGUGGUAAGACAUAUAUGGACCAUGUAUUCACCCCCACCUCAUGGUAUCAUAUUUGUUGGUCAUUCAAUGGGUGGUAUUGUUAUACGAUCGCUGUUGCAUAACAUUCGUUUCGAUCCUAGCCGAAUUGCAUUUAUUGUAACUUUGGGGACACCGCACAAAAAUGCACCAAUGGUUUUUGAUUGGUAUUUGGAAAAUAUUUAUGACCGAAUGCAUAAGAAUUGGAGAGAGCAUGAAAAAGAAUUGGCCAGUCUCUUAGUCUUAUCAGUUUCGGGUGGUUUGAAAGAUCAUCUUGUGCCAGAACAUUUUACUCUUGAUAAUGGUAUUCGCCAUAUUUCGACUACCGCUAUUGAUGGCAUUGAACUAGAGACCGAUCAUCUUUGUAUUGUUUGGUGUAACCAGUUGCUUAGGUAUAUCUCCCGCCUGGUGGUUGAAUAUGCUUACGAUCCAAUUUCGUUUCAAAAACAUGCUGAUAACGUUGUUAAGCAACUUUUUGAUGCUGAUGGGCUUCUUCGGGAGCUAACACGUAUGAAAGUUGGUACAAGCACUGCGAUUGUCAUCAGGAAUGAUUUGAUCUUUGUAAAAAAUAAUGGUGGAGAUUUAAAAGAAUUCGUCCUAUCAUUUCCAAAGAACAGCUGGUUGUUCAUUGAAAGAAGUAUUGGGAGUUCGUUGUGGACAUCAUCCGGAGAACCUAUUUAUAAUUUGAACAGUUUGCGACAAACGUUUUACACACUUGUUCAUUCAAAUGUUACAGAACAGAUUUCGGUAGAUCUGAAACCUGGAAAGUUUUUUAAAGCCGUUGCACUUCAAGAGGAUCCUGCAAAGUUUAACUCUGUUGUGCAUAUUGAAUUACUGUCACUACUGAAAGGUUGCUUCACAUUUUUAUGGGAAGCCGACUUUGAAGAGCGUGAAUCUGCUGUGUUAUUGCCAGUUUAUUUCGGAACUCCAGUUAUUGCCAUUGUUAUAUCAAUUGAAUUAGAAUCAUGUAUGCGUACAAAUGAAUGGUUCGCAAAAGUUGAGUUCCGAGGUCAGGAUCUACGACGUAUAAGCAGUCUUGGUUCAAAUAAGGAACUUCAUGUAAUUGGGCAUUUGCUUAGUAAGGAAGAAACAAAAGCGGAAAUAUUUUUCAUAUUAAGUCAACGCUGCCGCUUCCAUGCACGCCUGGAUAUCAGUUAUUUAGAUACUAUGAUUGUGAAACUAACAGAUUUAUUUAUUCGACUAAUGAAGAACAGGUAUUCAGAAAGAUCUGUGAAAUCGACAUGUUUUGACUUGAAUGGAUUGGCAGUUGUUGCAAUAUCAUUAUUUAUAAAUUAUUCAUACAAUGGUUUUUUUGCGUUGUUAAUAGUCGUCCUGUCCAGUUUACUGCAACUUCUGAAGACAGCGAUUUCUUUAAAGACUGUUAGUCUUUCUAGUUUCUCGCAACCAGUUAUAUUGGUUAUUUUUCAUUUUUAUGCAAUUUUGGUUUAUGCUCCAUUUGGUGUGUGUUCAAUAUGGAAUAUAAUUAGUUAUGGUUUAUUUGCUGUUUAUGAAGAUCCAGCUCGUGUCCCAGCAUACUGGAUGGCUUUCUUGAAGCUUAUUCGACUUUCGGUGGGCAAAAUCCACUUCUUCAAAGCACAUUACAUUUCUGUAGCUGUUUUAAUGUAUACCUUCCUCACCCAACCGUCUACAUGUAUUGAGCAGCUGGGAUUUUCAUUCAUUGCAAUAAUUGGACUCAGUUGGUUUGUGACUCAGAGCGAAAAAAAGUCAAAAGAGGAGCAUUAG